UUCUUAUAAACUCGCGAGUGCUUGUCAGAGCAAACCGAAAAAAACAAAAUUGAAUUUUGUUAAUUGAAUUUGAAAUUGAAUAUUUUUUCCUCAGUUUUAUCAACUUAAAUUUUUCAAAAAAGAAUGGCAACAAAUAUACCUCAAGAUAUUCAAGAAGAGAAUGCAGCUGAAUUACAAUUUCCAAAAGAAUUUGAAAAUCAAUCAACAGAAACAUUAUUGAUUUCUGAAGUAAAUUUAUUACUUCAACAUCGUAUCAAACAGAAUGAAAAUUCGGAAGAAGAACAAGAAUUUUCAGAUGUUUUCAACAAAACUGUAAACUAUACAACAAGAUUUAGUCGUUUUAAUAAUCGUGAAACGAUAGCUACUAUUCGUCAGAUUUUGGGACAAAAGAAACUACAUAAAUUUGAAUUGGCACAGAUUGCUAAUUUGGCUCCUGAAACACCAGACGAAGCUAAAGGAUUAAUACCAAGUUUGGAAGGACGAUUUACCGAUGAUGAAUUGGCUCAAAUGCUUGAUGAUAUACAAACUCAACGUAGCAUUCAGUAUUAAUAUCAAAUCAAUCAAAAUUAUUCUGAUUUUUUUUUCUUCCCAUUCAUUUUUUCAAUUUUUUUAUUUUUGUAAAUAAAUAAAUCGAUUUUUUUAAUUAAGUAUAUCAACAAACUAUUACAAAGGAAAUUUACUAAAAAUUUGGUUUUUUUAAUAAUUAAAUGUUCCGUUUUCUUUUGA
Messenger RNA from Dermatophagoides pteronyssinus (European house dust mite), 726 nucleotides. It is a transcript of the gene Polr2D, whose product is annotated as RNA polymerase II subunit D. NCBI's taxonomy places the organism in Eukaryota, Metazoa, Arthropoda, Arachnida, Sarcoptiformes, Pyroglyphidae. Gene Ontology annotation, cellular component: RNA polymerase complex. Gene Ontology annotation, biological process: DNA-templated transcription initiation. Gene Ontology annotation, molecular function: nucleotide binding. The record is from RefSeq and is a predicted model, not a curated record.